CGAUGGUAGCGCACCUAUGAAUAAAAAAGUGUAGUAGAAAUUUUCUCUACAUGUGGUAUGACAUUCUUUACAUAAUUUGAAUUUAACCUAUUACAAGUAAAUGUUGGCAAUAGUAAUAGGUUAAGGACUAUAAAUAUUUUAAUAAAUAUUUAAAGAAAUCUCUAUACAAUGGCUAAAAUUGCAAUACAAAACUAUUUGCGAAAAUUUCUUCGAGAACGAAAUUCUUUACGAGCAUUUGGAUCAAAUGUUUAUCAAAAAGCAAUGUCAACACAAGUUUCGCCUGAGCAAGAAGAAACAAAUGACAAAAUAAAAGACUCUGUUAAUCCUUUGGAACACCCAGAUUUUUUCCAAGUACAUAAUCUUUUUACCGUUAAAGAUUUAUUUAAUGAAAUGGUACAUUAUGGUCACAAGGAGGGCACUUUACAUGAUAAUAUGCGUCCAUUUAUAUUUGGUUCUCGAUUAGGACACUUGAUAAUAGAUUUAAACCAAACAGCCGAACUUUUACGACAAGCAUUGAAUUUUACUGCUCAUAUUGCGUUACAAGGUGGAUUAAUUUUAUUUAUUUCCAAGAAUCCUCCAACCACUUACAUAAUUGAAAAAACUGCUAUGAAUUGCCAAGAAUAUGCAUUAACUAGAACCUGGAGACCUGGAACAUUUACAGAUUCCACUAAAAUAUUUCGAUUAGAAACAAGAUUACCUGAUCUGUGUAUAUUUCUUCACACACUUGACAAUGUCCUUACUCCACAUCCUGCAAUUAUUCAAGCAGCAAAAAUGUGCAUACCUACUAUUGGUAUUGUCGAUACAAAUUGUAAUCCUAAUCUUAUAACGUAUCCUGUUCCUGGCAAUGAUGAUACACCAUGUGCCAUUGAACUUUAUUGUAAACUGUUUUGCGAGGCGAUAUUGCGUGGCAAAACUGCUAGAAAACUUAUGUUACAAAAAUAAAAAUCUCUUAAAAAGUGAUUUUAUAUAUUUAAUGUAUAAACAUGUAAAAUACAAUGUCUUCUUUAAUACAACUUA
Messenger RNA from Vespula pensylvanica (western yellowjacket), 1017 nucleotides. RefSeq names its product 28S ribosomal protein S2, mitochondrial (gene mRpS2). The coding region runs from base 169 to 942 and encodes 257 amino acids. Gene Ontology annotation, molecular function: structural constituent of ribosome. Lineage: Eukaryota; Metazoa; Arthropoda; Insecta; Hymenoptera; Vespidae. The transcript has 3 exons. The record is from RefSeq and is a predicted model, not a curated record. Gene Ontology annotation, biological process: translation. Gene Ontology annotation, cellular component: ribosome; mitochondrial small ribosomal subunit.